AAAUAAUGAAGGCCAAUUGAAAAGUUGCUUAGAAUUGGCCAUUCUAUAGCAUAGUAAAAGUUUACUUUAAUGAACCACCCCUUUAAGCCAAGCACAUGGAAAGGGACUGCAGUGACAAAAAAAGUAUUGAAAGUACCACUGUGGUAGUAACCUCACUUGGAAAUAAUACUUAUCUUCAACAGGUCCAAAUACAAAGGAAUGGGGGAAUACCAAUAUGAGAGGGCUUCAAAUACCUGAGUUGCAUUACUGCAAACAAGAGCACGUGUAGAAUAGUGAUUGUCUGGUAUUAUGAUGCUAGUCUUAAACUUCAGAAAAAUAUAUCUGGCCACCUAUUUUUCUUUAGCCUGACAUUGUUUCAGUUGCCCAUUGUUCCAGCUAGAGGUGGCAGUUUUGCAUGUUAUUAUUUUGGUAAUAUCUAAGUUAUAAAUAUAUAUAAGGAAUAAUGCAGUUCCUGUUGCAAAAUACUAACAAGUUAUUGUAUUAUAUAUUUGUAUUGAACAGUUACAGACAGUCAUUCUGUGCUGCAUAGGAAGUGUAUGUAUAUUAUAAUCUUUAUUUUUCAGUAUAACAAUUCUAAAUGCUAGCAGCAGGAACAUACUAAGCUCUAUUGUUUGAUUAUGAAGCUUAUUAUCAUACCAGAUCACAGGACAAGAAAAUGUAAACACCUCUCAGACAAGGAGUACAUUAUAAAUGAUCUCUGUAAACAGUGCAUAACAUAUUUGAACUAUUGUUGAGGGCAAAAAGUCAGACCGGAGAGUGACAUUCUGUGGCACAAGGAAGAGCACAACAGUAACCUAUCUGAAGAACCAGUGUGUUCCUGUAUGCAAAUAAAUAGAAUAUGGACUAAAAAAAGAUUUCAGAAAUAGCAGUGUCUGAAAGGAGCAACAGCAAAGGUAUAAAUGUCUGAAUGAUGAAAUCGAUAAAGCAAAGGCAACUACUAUGGAUUUAAAGGUCGCCAAAGUCCAGGCAAACAGAUUACCCGAAAUACAGCAACAAAUACAGAGCUGGAAAGAACGAGUGUGUUCGGAGCUAAGGAAUGUUGAAAUACCUGCUGCCCUCACAAAGAAUAGGAGAAUGCCCCUUCCCAGCAUAGUAUCGAGUACCACUUUAUGUAAACUCAGAGGACCUGAGAGGCCAGGCAGCGACAGUUCCCCAGGGCUUCCCCUUUAUAAAAGAGCAAGACUAAGUAAAUGCAUUAGCCAGAUGACUGCUUUGCAAGUGGCCCCGAUCUUGUUCUGCAGGCUUUGGUAUUGCUGAAUUGGAUCCUGUCUUAUGGGAGUUUUACAAACAAGUUUUUCUUGCCCGACACCUUCCUGACGUCAUUUUAAUACAGUUGCAAUUUCAACCACUGCUAAAUCACAUGGUCUUGACAUGAGAUGGGUCUUUGUAAACAGAACACUAAGUGCAAAAGGAUGCACGGUUAUUGGACUUAAAGGGCUUACAGGCAACCUGUAAAGAAAAUGAAGAAAAUGCUGCAUGCAAGAAUCCAAAAACAUCUAAGUACCCCACGAGCACAGCUGAUUCUUAUAAACCUACUAACAUGUGGUCUCGAAGUGUGCCUGGCUGCUGGGGUCACAUUCGUUCCUCCUCUUCUAUUGGAAGCUGGAGUGGAAGGCAAAUUCAUGACAAUGGUGUUAGGCAUUGGACCUAUCACUGGUCUUUUAAUUGUUCAUCUCAUUGGAUCUGCUAGUGACAGCUGGACUAGCAGGUAUGGCCGACGCCGACCCUUUAUCUGGCUUAUGUGCGUUGGAGUGAUGGUGAGCCUGAUUAUCAUUCCUUAUUCUAGUCACCUUGCAGCUUUGCUAGGGGGCCAUCAUACUGGAAUAGAGGUGGCCUUCUUAGUACUGGGCAUAGGACUGUUGGACUUAUGUGGGCAGGUUUGCUUCACUCCCUUGGAAGCUUUACUCUCUGACCUCUAUCCAGAGGGAGAGAGCUGCAGAAGGGCAUUCUCAGUGUAUGCACUGGCAGUUGGACUUGGAGCCUGCAUUGGAACUCUGUUGCCAGCUGUGGACUGGAGCGAUAGUUGGCUGGCAAAGCAGUUAGGUGGGCAAGAGCAAUUUCUCUUCAUCUUACUACUUGUUAUUUUCACUGGAUGUGUCAUUGCAACAUUCUUUGUCUCAGAAGAACUGAAGCCAGGUACUGUACAAGUGGAAGUGCCAGGAGAUCACCCAGUCAGAAAAGGACCUUGUCUACAAGCUUGUCAGUUGUGGACUUUUCCCCUCAGAGCGUGGCAGCUGGUGCUGACAUUGAGAAGCGUUUGUGCUUUGUUUCCACGGCUCAGGACAUUCUGUUGCAAAGUGCCGGUUACUCUUUGGCGCCUCUUUGUAUCACAGUUGUGCUCCUGGAUGGGUCUUAUGACAUUUAUGCUCUUUUACACUGACUUUGUGGGAGAGGGUCUGUACAAAGGUGUUCCAAUAGCAAAGCCAGGCACAGAAGACAGACUUCGUUAUGAUGAAGGAGUAAGAAUGGGAAGCUUGGGGCUCUUCCUUCAGUCUGUGGUUUCUAUGAUGUUCUCCUGCUCAAUGGAUCAUCUAAUCAAAAUGUUUGGCACCCGAGCCAUUUACGUUGCCAGCAUAGUUUGCCUCCCAUUGGCUACAAUAGUAAUGUGCUUCUCAAGUAGCAUUACCGUUGUGACAAUAUCAGCUGCCAUGACAGGCUUCACCUUCUCUGUUCUCCAGAUUGUGCCAUACACCCUCACAACAUUUUAUCACCAUAACCGUCAAAUGUUUCUGCCCAAAUAUAAAGAUGCUGGUGGAUAUAAUAAUGUGACUGAAAAAGAGAGAAAGACAGGAUUCCAUAAAGAUACCCCAAAUGGCGUGUCACUGUUCCCAUCUCACACCCCACCAGACUGUGAUGCAGCUGUCACUGUAGCAGAACCUUCUACUCCAAAGCAUGGAAUCUGCCUGGAUAUGGCCAUCCUGGACAGUGCCCUUCUUUUAUCACAGGUGGUGCCAUCACUAGUAAUGGGUUUUAUCGUGCAGAUGACACAGACAGUCACAGCAUAUGUUGCUGUUGCUGCAGCCUUUGGAUUUAUAGCCAUCUACUUCUCCAACAAGGUGGUGUUUGAUAAAAGUGAUUUGGUUAAACUGACAGCACUUUAGUGCAGAGCAAAGAAAAAAAACAGUAAGCUCUUUCUGGCCUGAAAUGUUUGUUAACGUAUUAUCUUAUAGAGUUUCGGUUUAAUGCCUGCCAUUUGUCCUACCAGGGCAUUUUAUUUAAAUAUUGCAUGAGAAACUGGACCAAAGUUGAUUUGUAAAAACUGUUAUUGUUGUGUAAUAUCAAGUUCCCGAAGAUUUUAGGUUGUUGUUAUAUUGUCAGUUGGUGCAAUGAAAAAACUGAGCCAUUGGCUUUUAAUAUAAUCCAUUUUUAGCUCUGCUGCACACACACCAUUUUAAGAUUAUAUUGUUUUACCACUAAAAAUAGUGCUCAAUCAUAGCAAUAAAUAACUACACAUCGAA
Xenopus laevis (African clawed frog) is the source of this 3458-nucleotide messenger RNA. Its product is annotated as solute carrier family 45 member 3. Bases 1461 to 3101 code for a protein of 546 amino acids. The record is from RefSeq and is a predicted model, not a curated record. Lineage: Eukaryota; Metazoa; Chordata; Amphibia; Anura; Pipidae. The transcript is spliced from 9 exons.